CGGAGCCGGAGCGGGUCAGAGGGGGAGUCUGCAGGGUCCAAAAUACACAGGAGCUGCGAAUCAGAAACUCCGCAGACCUGCGCAACUUUUCUAACAAAGCUCCGUUUGGGUUUUAUUUCUACCUUUGACUUGAUUCUGGUGGCCGCAAAGAUGACCACAGCCGUGGUGACGCCUUUCUUCGACUUCGAAGUAAUGAACAAGAACAACAAGCUGCUCAGCUACAAUAACAACUUGGGUGCCCCUCACCCCAUGUCUGUCCCUUGCACUGGCACCAACGUGCCCCUCUCUAGUCCCGCCGGAGCCCUGCUGGACAGGAAGGCGGUUGGAUCUCCCUCAGUGGGAGUUGUGUACCAGCGGCGGCACUCGGUCAGCAGCACAAAGUUCAGCCAGAACCAGUUUCUGAACAGCCUGAAGACGGCGGAUCACUCCUCGCUCAUCUCAGGGGUCGGAAACAUCAGCAACAACAAAGAGAACCGCCUUCGAGACCGCUCCUUCUCCGAGACGGGUGAGAGGCUCAUCAACAAGUGCCUGGGACCUGCCAGUCCCACUUGUGGCAGCAGCCAAGUGAACUCCAGCCGUUACAAGACCGAGCUCUGCAGACCCUUCGAGGAGAACGGUUCCUGCAAGUAUGGCGACAAGUGUCAGUUUGCCCACGGUAUCCAUGAACUGCGCAGCCUGAGCCGCCAUCCCAAAUACAAAACCGAGCUGUGCCGCACCUUCCACACCAUUGGCUUCUGCCCAUAUGGGCCCCGGUGCCAUUUCAUCCACAAUGCCGAGGAACGCCGUGGACCUCCCCAGCAGUCCUCCCCUCUGAACCCUUCCAACAAGAUGGAGAAGCCUCGCCUGCAGCACAGCUUCAGCUUUGCCGGCUUCUCUAACUCAGCUGGGCUGAGAGACAGCCCCACCUCGGUCACCCCGCCGCCCAUGUUCUUCCCCGAUGAGGUCGCCGAUUGGCCCUGCAGCAACCCCUUCACCUACUCCAGCCAGGAGCUGGCCAACCUGUUUGGGCCCAGCCUUGGUGGCGGCCCUGUCGGCACGGAGCCCAACACCCCUGCGCCUCCCUCGCCAACAAGCACCCCUUACUUUUUCAGACCCAUGCUGGAGUCCCCUCAGAUGUUUGAGGCUCCAUCCAGCUCUCCAGACUCUCUGUCAGACCAAGAGGGCUACCAGAGCAGCUCUGGUGGCAGCCUGAGUGGUUCCGAGUCCCCGACGCUGGACACCACCCGUCGCCUCCCCAUCUUCAGCCGCCUCUCCGUCUCUGACGACUAGAUUGCACGCAUCCACACGUGACUGUAGUUCGAUGACACAAAAAAAAAACCAUGGCACUCCCCCUCUACCUCUCAGCCUCCUGUAAGCAUCCCUGUCCUCCCCCUACACAAGACGCUGUCAGGUCCUUGUCAUGGUAAGGAUGUAAUCAAUUAAGGGAACCUUCUUAACUCUUAAAAUAGUUUCAGCCCAGUAAUUAUGCACGUCAAGUCUUAAAAAAAUGAUGCCAUGUGUCAUAGUGCCAAAAGAGGAGAGGAAAUCGAACAAUGAAAAUGAUGAGAACAAGAAAUGACUGUUUCGCCAGGUGCCACUUGUUGUUUUUUGUUUUUCCUUUCUUCUUUAUUUGUUCUUGAAUGUGUAGCAGCACAAGUGGCCUUGGAAAGGGGAGUGCAUUGCACUAACCCCCCCCCAUCCCACCCACCCGCCCCACUCCCUCCCACCUUCUCUUUCCCUCUCUGAUACCACUUCCCCUGAGCUAGCUAGACGGUGCUCUCUGAUGUAAAUGUAGCUCUCCUGCAGAUGUUUUACAGACAUAAAUGAAAAAAAAAUAACAGACCCUGAAAAUGUAUGAAUAGUUUUAAAAAAAGAAAGGAAAAAAAGCAAACAAAAAAAUAUCUAAAAAGGUGCCUAGGGCGGUUUCUGCAUGCGUUUAGGGUGAAUGGACUACUGGUUAUUUUUUUGGUUCUCUCUGAUUUGUCCCCCCCCUCACAGUUCUUCUCCAGCCCCGUCUUUAUGUAAUUGACCUGGGUGAGUCUGCAGGAAGGACUUUGAACUGGAAGUUGGUUAUGCCCCUCUUACCCCUCCCUCCUCGAGUUUUCUCCUCCUGUUGCUGGUCACUGGCUUUUUUUUCUUCUUUUUUCCCCCCAAAUGUUUUGGGAAGGAAGUCUUCAUGUUAAACUGAUCAUUAAACCUGUACGACUUCGCUCCCAACUUACUUCAUCUUUGCCGAUCUGGGGGAAUUCCAGCAUUGCCAUGGUGCAUUUGUACAUCCUAUGACUUAAUGAGAUCGGAUCUCCAAGCUAUAAUACUUUACUUUUCUCCCGCUUUACAACUUGCUCCAAGGAGCACUCUGUACUCAUUACAUCUUUUUUUUUUUCCUUCAUUAUUUGAUAAUUACUUUUUAUUAAUGUUAUUACGGUUAUUAUUAUUUGAGAAACUUUCCAGACAGAAGGUUUGCGUGUCACUGCUUAUUUAACUUAUCAAAACAUAUUUAUUGGUGAUCAUAUGCAUUUUUUGUUAAUUUUGUUUUUGUAUUUAUCUGGAUAAUGAACAAUAGAAUAUAUUUUCUUUUAUGUUAAAUUAUGAUCUUCCAUAUUAAUCUAAAGAUUGUGAAGACGUUUUUGUCAGUUUUCCUUUUUUUCACAGUUUAAUAUAUUGUACUUCAAUGACUUUUGUUCUGCAACUACACUUUUGUCAAAUGAAACUAAUUUAAAGCAAAAAAAAAUGCAAAAAAAGAUGUUUUGCGUUUUGAUUAUUUAUUAUACUUUUUUUCUUUACUCCCUCUCAUUGGACUGCAAUUCCAUCGAAACUAGACUUGCUCGUUUUCAUUCCUCACGUGUCUCUUCCCUGCCCUACAAUAAUAUGACCGUAGCAGUGGCUAACUGUAUGUGAAUUUGGCUCAUUUGGUUUUGGACUGGCCCCUUUUUUGAAGUCAUCCUCACAGUAUCUGGGUUGAUUGUAGUUGCUGUAUUGGGAUUAAAAAAAGAAAGAAAAAAACUUCCAUCACUUGUUUUAGAGUCUCAAAGUUAGACCUAUGAAAUGUUUUGUCAGUAAUGUUUGUGCACCCAGUCUGUUAUUACAAGCAGCUGUGACCAAAUGGGUUGAAGAAAGUAUAUUUUAUUUGAAUUUGAUUGGAUGCUUGACGCACUUGCUUGGCCCCCUCGCGACCAGUGGAAGUGCCUCGUUUAUUACAUUCCAGGUAGCUCAGGCUUCUGUCUUUUUUUAUAUUUGAUAGUGGAGGACAGUUUUUAAGUCACUUGUGCUAUGUUGCCUUCAUGUGUUGGGAAGAGGUGAAUGGAUUCUGACACAAAGAAAGUAAAAUUGUUGAAUGUAUUUCUUUUUCCAACAAUGUUGUUUUCACUACAGUAAUUUCUGUGAGCUUAUAUGAAAACCUUUUUUUUCUCUCCUCUUUCUUUUUUGUAAGUAUUGAUUGCAGUUAAGUCAAUAAACCCUGUAUUUUUGGAAAA
Messenger RNA from Menidia menidia (Atlantic silverside), 3452 nucleotides. The record is from the annotation of a GenBank genome assembly. Lineage: Eukaryota; Metazoa; Chordata; Actinopteri; Atheriniformes; Atherinopsidae.